UUGUGAUCGAGCAGCUGAGUGCCGAUAAAAGAGCGAUCAGUACAAGCUCGAGCUUGGCUGAAUAUUUUCUGUAAUAAGCGGAAAACGCCUGUUCAAGGCGGAUUUUUGACAAAAACCGAGUAGUCAGUGAAAAUUAAGAGUUAUGGCAGACAGAUCAGCCAUCAGGGACAUCAUUCCCGCUCUUCCCGACGAGAAAAUAGACAUGCUCGCCGCGACGAGUGUCCUGCAGCAGCAGGCUACGGACAUAAGGAACCAACGCAUCAACUGGCAAUCGUAUCUCCAAUCUCAGAUGAUCUCAAAGGAGGACUAUGACUUUGUGGUUGCCUUUGAUACCAGCGAUGCGGCAGCACGUGAAGCAAAAUUAAAAGAAAAUCCAAGCCAAGCAGCUAAAACCUUCCUAAAUCUAUUGGGCCACGUUUCGAAGGAUCAAACUAUCCAGUAUAUUCUCAUUAUGAUUGAUGAUAUGUUACAGGAGGAUCGUAAUCGUGUUGAAAUAUUCCGUGAGCACUCGUCUCGCAAGCGAGAAUCUGUUUGGGGACCAUUUUUGAAUCUACUGAAUAGACCAGAUGGAUUCAUCAUGAAUAUGACGUCCCGUAUCAUUGCUAAGAUAGCUUGCUGGAGCCAUGAAAUUAUGGAGAAAACCGAUCUCCACUUUUACCUCACUUGGCUAAAGGAUCAGCUUAAACUUAACUUUGAGGCCCUUCAGGAGGCAAGCUUGCAUGCAGAGAUAGUACAGGACAUCACACCCAACGAAGCUGGAGAUUCCAAUGAACUGCAUGAAUUGCAGAACCCGAACAACGAAUAUAUUCAAUCUGUUGCUCGUUGUCUGCAAAUGAUGCUGAGGAUUGACGAGUACCGAUUCGCCUUUGUUUCUGUCGAUGGAAUUUCUACACUUUUGAGCGUUUUGUCUGGAAGGGUAAACUUUCAAGUCCAAUAUCAACUGAUAUUCUGUUUGUGGGUUUUGACGUUCAACCCUCUUCUUGCUGAGAAGAUGAACAAGUUCAAUGUAAUUCCCAUUCUUGCUGAUAUUCUCAGUGACUCUGUCAAGGAAAAGGUGACUCGCAUCAUUCUGGCAGUGUUCAGGAACCUCAUCGAGAAAGUUGAAGACGGCCAGGUAGCGAAAGAGCAUUGCAUUGCUAUGGUCCAGUGCAAAGUAUUGAAGCAACUCUCCAUCCUAGAGCAGCGCAAAUUUGAUGAUGAAGACAUAACUGAAGACAUUGAAUAUUUGAACGACAGACUACAGGCGUCUGUUCAAGAUUUGAGUUCAUUUGACGAAUAUGCUACUGAAGUCAAAUCUGGUCGGCUUGAGUGGUCACCAGUCCACAAGUCAGCCAAAUUUUGGAGGGAGAAUGCUAGUCGUCUUAAUGAGAAAAAUUAUGAACUAUUACGCAUACUGGUUCACCUAUUGGAGACUAGCAAAGACCCACUUGUUCUUAGUGUUGCCAGUUUUGACAUCGGAGAGUAUGUGCGCCACUAUCCUCGUGGAAAACAUGUUAUUGAACAGUUGGGUGGCAAGCAACGUGUAAUGCAGUUGCUUGGACAUGAAGAUCCUAAUGUUCGCUAUGAAGCUCUUCUUGCAGUUCAAAAGCUGAUGGUACACAAUUGGGAGUAUCUUGGCAAGCAAUUGGAGAAGGAACAAACUGGUAUGCCAGGAUCAGGAGGGGCUCAGGUUCCUGCUAAAGCCUAAACACUUUCUAUCCUAUACUACCUUCUAUACUGUUCAGUUUUUCCGACACGUUAUGUCAAACAAUGAUGAUUCACAUUUUCGGAGUCAUUAUGAUUCAAAAUUUAUCAGGCAAUCUAAGUAAUAUCAAUUUAAAUUAUUAGCAACAUUCCACAUUUAUUUUCGCGGCAAAGACUUCAAGCAAUAACUUGUCAAAUUUUUGCAAAAAUAAACACUAUCAAAGUUUUUCUUCCGUUAAAUACGAGAAGAACGACCUUUUACGCUAUAAAGGGUCGAUUACGAAUUGGUAAUUGCAUUACUUCACUCGUUAUUUCUUACUUUUACUGUGCAUAAUAAGCUAUACUAGAUGGUUUGAUCGCGCGUCAGAAAGUAUUAAAUUCUUAUGUACAUAUGAAUAUUAUAAAUAUCUCUAUGAUCAUAGCCUUAUGAUAUGAGUGGUGAUUGUAUAAUAUAAUAAUUAUACCUACUCUUAUAAGUAGCAGUAAAGAAUGAAUUGUAAAAUAGUAGUUGAACUUGAAUUAAAUAUUAUUGACCAUAUGAAUUGAAAAUUUCGAUUACCGCCACGAAGAAUUAAUACUAACUUUCAAAUUAUUGAGUCAACAAAUGAAUUGAUGACUUGAGCGGAUGACCUUUCUUGACCUUAUUAUUCGUUAUUGUUGAAAAUUAAUAGGUAUUCCAUAU
This is a messenger RNA of Diprion similis, 2365 nucleotides long. RefSeq names its product V-type proton ATPase subunit H (gene VhaSFD). The transcript is spliced from 10 exons. Gene Ontology annotation, cellular component: lysosomal membrane; vacuolar proton-transporting V-type ATPase, V1 domain. The record is from RefSeq and is a predicted model, not a curated record. NCBI's taxonomy places the organism in Eukaryota, Metazoa, Arthropoda, Insecta, Hymenoptera, Diprionidae. Bases 143 to 1687 code for a protein of 514 amino acids. Gene Ontology annotation, molecular function: proton-transporting ATPase activity, rotational mechanism; protein binding. Gene Ontology annotation, biological process: proton transmembrane transport.